This is a messenger RNA of Halteromyces radiatus, 1526 nucleotides long. RefSeq lists its product as uncharacterized. Gene Ontology annotation, biological process: pyruvate decarboxylation to acetyl-CoA. The transcript has 8 exons. Bases 128 to 1438 code for a protein of 436 amino acids. Gene Ontology annotation, cellular component: pyruvate dehydrogenase complex. Gene Ontology annotation, molecular function: dihydrolipoyllysine-residue acetyltransferase activity. NCBI's taxonomy places the organism in Eukaryota, Fungi, Mucoromycota, Mucoromycetes, Mucorales, Cunninghamellaceae. The record is from RefSeq and is a predicted model, not a curated record.
CUUUUGUUUCCUUGUCUAUAUUUUCAACCCUUUUUUUUUUCUAUACUUUAUUGUGUGUGUGUGAGUGUGGACCGAUUCAUUCUUUUCUUAUCCUUCUUUUACAUCAUUUACUACUGCUCAUACCAACAUGCUUCGUUUAUCGUCUUCUCUACUGACAUCCAAGAAAUUCCUUGUCUCUGCUGGUAUUCACACCACAGCAACGCGUGCAGCUAUCACUAGAUUCAACUUACCUGCCAUGAGUCCUACUAUGACUGAAGGCACAAUCCAUAAAUGGCAAAAGAAAGAAGGGGAAUCGUUUGCUGCCGGGGAUGUACUUUUGGAACUUGAAACUGACAAAGCUCAAAUCGAUGUGGAAGCACCUGACGAUGGAGUUCUCGCUAAGAUUGUGCUUGGAGAUGGACAGAAAGGUUCCGUGAAUUCCUUGAUUGCCCUGUUGGCUGAAGAAGGUGAUGAUAUUUCCAAUAUACAGAUACCUGAAGAUGAUAGCAAUACAUCAUCAGCUCAAGAACAACAAACUAUCAAGGAAGAAAAGAAAGAAGCAAAUGCCUCAGUGACACCAGUUGUUCCUAUGGGUCAUCAUGAUUUGGAUACAAGUAAACUCAAGAAACCAUUGUCACCUGCUGUAUUUAGUUUGGUAAUGCGACACCAUAUCAAGGAUGUAGGUCAAAUCAAGGCAUCUGGUCCUGGUGGGCGUAUUUUGAAGGGAGAUGUACUUGCUCAUCUUGGAUUGAUUGCUCCUCGCCCUGCGCCCAAACCUAGACAUUCUGUCGCUCCUCCAAGGGAUCAAAUUGAAAUUGCCAAGCCUACUGCUCCUGUUGAUGAUGGGAAAAAAUCAAUUCAAGACAAGAAGGAAGAUACCCCUGUGGUUCCUACAUACAUUGAACGCCAAGUUAGCAUGGAUGCAUUAAUCAAUCUUCGCAGCUCGUUAAAAGAACAAAGUGGUACAAGAGUCAAUCUCAAUGAUUUGAUUAGCAAGGCAGCUGGAAGAGCGCUUCAAGAAGUAAAUGAUGGCAAGGUAUAUAAUUCCAACCAAAGCGACAAAGGCAUUGUGUCACAAACCAAAUCAUCUGUUUCUACUUAUAGUGGUGGUGUAUUCAAGAUUUUCCAUUUGGCAGCACCUACUUAUGAUUUUAUCACAGAUAGUUAUGUUGGAUCGAAACCUUAUACUUUGAAUGUAGAUAAAUUACAACGUAUAGGAAAGGUCAAGAAAGAAACCAUGGUGGAUAUCAUAGAUUAUCUUGGAGGACAACAACGAUCUUCAUCGGCAGUUCGUACGGUCAGUCUGAACAACAUUGGAUCAUCUGAUUUAUUCAACCAACAACAACAAGGUUACUAUGUGAAUAUGAAAUUAGAAGGUGGUGCCCCUGAUCAGAAGGCCAAACUGUUUUUGGAUCGUUUAGAAUAUUAUGUUAGACACCCUGAAGAUUUGAUUGUAUAGAUUAGUCACUUUUUUUUUUUUUGUUUAGUUUUAGUAUCACACUUUCUUUUUUGGAAUAAAAAAAAAUAUAUUCUUAUUAUCAAUAUGA